Vanrija pseudolonga is the source of this 2689-nucleotide messenger RNA. RefSeq names its product ATP-binding cassette sub-family D member 2. Gene Ontology annotation, biological process: fatty acid beta-oxidation; very long-chain fatty acid catabolic process; long-chain fatty acid import into peroxisome. The transcript has 21 exons. The coding region runs from base 139 to 2631 and encodes 830 amino acids. NCBI's taxonomy places the organism in Eukaryota, Fungi, Basidiomycota, Tremellomycetes, Trichosporonales, Trichosporonaceae. Gene Ontology annotation, molecular function: ATP binding; ATP hydrolysis activity; ABC-type transporter activity. Gene Ontology annotation, cellular component: peroxisomal membrane. The record is from RefSeq and is a predicted model, not a curated record.
AUUGAUUGAUUGAUCCAACACCCAACCAGCACAUCCCAGUUUGUAACAAGCUAACAUCUCAUUUCCACCCCACCCACCCUUCCACUCUCAUUCACUUCACACAUCCAACCUCCCUCCUGGCCGAAUCGAUCAGCCAUCAUGGUGGGGGUUCCCUCCAUUUCCUUGGAUCAAACCCAGCGUCGUCGGAUCCUCGCCCUCCUCGUGGUGUCCGUGGCACUCGUAAGGAACCGAUCGAGUAUAGCAGCUAUUGGAGACACUCUCAACAUCAAGAAAUGGAGCCAAGAGCGCAAGCGCCGGCGCGACGAGCGAAGGCGACGCGAGAGGGAGACUCCCCUUAACACACCUGCGCUGGAGAAGAAGCUGGUUGACCUGUACAUACGCGACCCAUCCGGGUCACGGACAUUGCUGGUUCCUCACAUGGGGCGUAUAUCCAAGGUGCAUAUCACCCCGACGCCUCAAGAAGUAUACGAAGCGAAUGCCAAACUGUUCACUCCACUUCGGCCUGGAGAGAAGUUGGGUAUCAAUAAGCGCUUCUGGCAAAUGCUUCGAGCUGUCCUUAGUAUCGCGAUCCCUGGAGCCAAGAGCAAAGAGGCCUUCCUCCUGCUUCUCCACACCUUCUUCUUGGUGGCCCGAACCUAUCUCAGUGUUCUUGUGGCUCGUCUGGACGGGCGCAUCGUCCGUGAUUUGGUCUCGGCGAACGGACCGGGGUUCAUUGGUGGCCUUGGCUGGUGGUUCGUGUUGGCCGUGCCAAGCACAUACACCAACUCCAUGAUUCGCUACCUGGAGCACAAGCUGGCCCUGGCAUUCCGCACAAACCUUACGCGCUAUAUUCACGACAUCUACCUCAACCAGAAUCUCAACUACUACAAGUUUGGACUUGGCCUGGGGGUCGUCAGCGGAAGUGCCGGUGAUGCCGAGCAGAAGGAGCACGGCCGUCUGACUUCAGAGGAAAGAGAAGUUGUGGCAGGCGGGGCUGAUCAAUUGAUCACAACGGAUCUCGCUCGAUUCUGUGACUCCCUUGCAUCCCUCUAUGGCAACAUGGGCAAGCCGUUCUUGGAUAUGGUCAUCUUCACUUCGCAGCUCGCGGCUUCGCUAGGUGCAGCCGGAACUGUGGGCCUUUUCGCGCAAUACUACUUCACCGCUUGGGUCCUCCGUCAGGCCACUCCCGCUUUCGGUCGUAUGGCCGCCACUGAAGCCCGCCUCGAAGGAGAGUACCGAACUGGCCUUGGCCGCGUCGGACGCGACAGCGAGGAGAUUGCCUUCUAUGAUGGCGGAAAGCGAGAGCUCGGGAUCCUGUGGUCAGCAUACUUGAAGCUCGCUAAGCAUGUGCAUUCCAUCUUCAAGGUUCGCAUUCCUUACGGCAUGACCGAGGACUUCGUGAUCAAGUAUUUCUGGUCCGCGUUCGGGUAUGGUCUCAUGUCCAUCCCUGUGUUCUUCCCGGUUGCUCGUCACGCCCUCAACCCGAAGGACCACAACGUAAAGGACACCGCCAAUGAGGUCGCCAACCGCACAGAAACUUAUGUCUCAAACCGCCGCUUGUUGCUUUCUCUCGGCGAUGCCGGUGGUCGACUGAUGUACAGUGGCAAGGAGCUCGCCGAGCUAUCUGGCUACACCAGCCGUGUCUACUCACUUUUGGCUUCGCUGCAUUGCCUGGACAACAACGUUUACCCCGAGAACCCCCGCCCGGCGUCUCUUCCUGCUGACGAGCCUUUCUACGACUUGGCGAACGUUCAUGGCCGUGUCAUCAUCGGACCUAGCCAUGUGCUCCUCAAAGGCGUUCCCAUCGUUGCUCCUGCUGGUGGAGUUGCGGGUGCUGAGCGCGGCGGAGAGGAGCUUAUCCGUAGCCUUGACCUCCGUGUAGAACAGGGCGAGCACACACUCGUGACUGGAGCCAAUGGUGUCGGUAAAACUGCGAUCGCUCGUGUUAUUGCGCAGCUCUGGCCCACUUGGUCUGGACUACUGGAACGUCCGGCUCACGGUGAAGGUGGCAUAUUCUUCCUCCCACAGAGGCCGUACCUCAGUAUUGGUAGUCUGAGGGACCAGGUCAUCUACCCUCACACGUACGCGGAGAUGAAAGCCCGGGGUCGUACCGACGCCGAGUUGAUGAGCAUCCUGGAGCACGUCCACCUGGCCUACCUCCCUUCCCGUGAAGGAGGCUGGGAGACGAGGAAGGAAUGGAAAGAUGUUCUCAGUGGUGGCGAAAAGCAACGGAUGGGCAUGGCUCGUCUGUUUUACCAUCGUCCGGCUUACGCUGUGCUCGACGAAGCCACUUCGGCGGUUUCAUCCGACGUCGAGGGCUUGAUGUACGAGCACGCCAAGGCCCUGGGCAUCACCCUUAUCACCAUUUCCCAUCGCCCGUCCCUUCUCAAGUAUCACAACCGCCACCUUCGUCUGGGUGAGCCUACCCUUGCGCCGUCGCUAUCCACCGCCAAUCUCCAUGCCAACAUCGGCGCCCCGUCCACUCCUUUGGCCGCGCGAGGCUGGCAGCUCACGCAAAUGUCUUCGCACACCGACGAAGAAAAGCUUGAGCUUGACAAGGAAAUUGAACGACUUGAGCACGUUCUUGAUGGCGAAGUUGAACAGUGGGAGCGUCGCCUUGCGGAGGUCAACAAGGAGCUGCAAGGCAAGUAAGUGGUUUGACCCACAGACCGCUGUGUGUUUUGAUUGUAUGCAACCACUGUAUCCGUUG